Molecule: messenger RNA, 450 nt
Organism: Anopheles marshallii
Lineage: Eukaryota; Metazoa; Arthropoda; Insecta; Diptera; Culicidae
Product: complex III assembly factor LYRM7
Exons: 4
Coding region: 1-351 (116 amino acids)
Biological process (GO): mitochondrial respiratory chain complex III assembly
Source: RefSeq, a predicted model, not a curated record
AUGACCUCUCUUAGGCGUGAGGCCCUGCGGUGGUACAAAAUAUUGCAGCGCACCAAGAAUGAAGUGUUUUCCGGUGAUUUUCGCACCAUUUCCGCAGCAAGACAACGCAUUCGGGAAGAAUUUAUCAAGAACAAAGAUAUUAAGGAUGAGCAGCAAAUCAAAGAGAAGAUUCAAAUCGCCAAGGAUGUCGACGUUGAACUGCGCAGAUCGGUAGUGCAGGCCGUGAGGAAGCAGCCGACUGUGUUUGAGGCGCGCAUCACACCCGAUACGAGAAAGAUGGACAAUGUCAUGUUCGAUCCGGACGCCGAGCUUCCUCCACCUCGGAGCAAGAAGUGUAGUGAUAAAAAAUAGUCAAAUGUCUUCCACGACUCUAUGGCACCACUGUUACCGUUUUGGUGUAACCAUGUGUCCACUAGUGAACUUGUUACCGGUAUCAUGAGGCUUAUCAUG